AUGUCUGCAAUGGAGGAUGGAGAUGGGCAACACCACAUUGAGAUGGAAAACCAAUCUGUAGUGUAUAUGUUGGUUCUAACUGGACUGUCUGAUCUUUUGAAUCUUCAGCUUCUCCUUUUCUUGCUUUUUCUUGUUGUCUAUUUUAUGACUCUUAUUAUAAACCUUCUCAUCCUUCUCCUGAUCUUCACUGAUUCCCAUCUUCACACCCCCAUGUACUUCUUCCUUGGAACCCUGGCAUGUCUGGAUAUGAGUUACUCCUCAGUCACUGCCCCAAGAAUGCUCUUUGAUUUAUUUACAGGAAGAAGGAUAAUUUCUGUACCAGCUUGUAUAACUCAAGUCUACUUCUUCAUCUUUUUUGGUGUAUCAGAGGUAUUUUUGCUGGCAGUGAUGUCCUAUGACAGAUACAUUGCUAUCUGCCGCCCUCUUCACUACAUGCAGAUAAUGAGCUGGAAUGUUUGUGUUCAGUUUGUAUCAGGUGUGUUGGUUUCUACUUCAGUAUAUUCCUUGCUGCACACUCUUUUUUUAAGUAAACUGACCUUUUGCAGCUCUAAUGUUUUGCAAAGUUUCUUUUGUGACCUGCCCCAGUUGCUUCAGGUCUCCUGUAGUGACACAUUCAUCAAUGUAUUGCUUAUAUUUCUCUUUGGAAUAUUGUUAGGAAUAGGAAUUUUAGGGGUCACCUUUUACCCAUACAUCACUAUAAUUAUUACUGUUCUGAAAAUUCCAUCAAAAAACAUGAGAGCCAAAGCUUUCUCCACCUGCUCCUCCCAUCUAACUGUGGUCUCUAUAUUUUACAGUACUGCUUUCUUCAACUACUUCCGCCCAAAUGCAAAGUAUCAUUUCACAGAGGACAAAGUGGCUUCUGUAUUUUAUGCAAUAUUAACUCCCUUUUUAAAUCCUCUGAUCUACAGUCUGAGGAACCAGGAGCUCAAAACAUCUUUAAAAAGAACUUUACACUCACUGUAA
Molecule: messenger RNA, 963 nt
Organism: Xenopus tropicalis (tropical clawed frog)
Lineage: Eukaryota; Metazoa; Chordata; Amphibia; Anura; Pipidae
Gene: or5ar41
Product: olfactory receptor family 5 subfamily AR member 41
Exons: 2
Coding region: 1-963 (320 amino acids)
Biological process (GO): G protein-coupled receptor signaling pathway; detection of chemical stimulus involved in sensory perception of smell; signal transduction
Cellular component (GO): plasma membrane; membrane
Molecular function (GO): G protein-coupled receptor activity; olfactory receptor activity
Source: RefSeq, a predicted model, not a curated record